AUGCCUGGUAUUACCACGUCCAAGCUAGACAGGCUUGUCCGCUAUAUCCAGGACCGGAACUCUGCUAAGGCCCGGUGGCUACUUGAGCGACUACAGAGGCGAACAGAUGAGCGCCAAGUGUUGGACUAUCGCUACCACACAGACGAAACACUCCUCCAUAUUGCCGCCAAAUAUCAGGACGACGGCGAGCUUACGUCACGUAUCCUACAAAUCGCGCCAAAUCUCAUCCUCAAGGCGCGUUCGUGUGAGCAGUACGCCGGUCAAACAGCAUUUCACAUCGCCAUCACAAAGGGCAACUUGACGGCAUUUAAUCAAAUGUUAAAUGUGGCCGCACGUUCCCCUCAGUCUCUUCGUACAUUACUUAGCACUCGAGCGACUGGAAGGCUGUUUGUUAACACCGUUAUGAUGGGAGAGCUGCCAUUAUUUGUCGCUGUCCUGAAGUUCGACAAGGAUAUGGUAGAUAAACUGUUGGAUAUUGGAGCGAAGCUCUAUCAACAGAAUAGUAAAGGCGACACCAUAUUUCAUUCACUUAUCAAAUACGCCGCCGUGUAUCCUGAUAAAGCAUGCGAGGUUCGGGAGAUGAUGGAAUAUCUUCACGACCGCCUUGUCCAAUUUACCAAAGCGAUCGUUGAGAAACAAGCACAUGCAAAGAAAAAGGUACAAACUGACGAAGAGGAAGAGGAGGAGGAUGAUGAAGAAGAAGAAGAAAAUAAAGAGGACAAUGAAGUGAAGCCAAUCGGAAAUGGAUACCAUCAUGACAUGGCUUCCACUCGGAACUUCCCGCCACUGGACAUGAAAAAGACAAAAGUUGCUUGGGACGCUCCAAAAAAGAAAGAAAAGGAAGGAAAAUGGGAAGAAACAGUUUGCAAUGAAUACACUCAUGUCUGGUUUCUCAAAAAUGACGACUCGCAAACGUCAUUACAGCUGGCAGCGGAGUACGGCAUGGUUACCUUAUUCGAGUUCAUUCUCAACAUUGAGGAUAUAUACUGUGUGUUCAGUGCCGAUGACGGUCUGUUUGAUAUCAAGCUGUACGACAUCACGGAGAUCGACUCCAUAGGUAACACGCAAUCACAGACGAUGUCUGUCGAUGAUGACGAUAUUGACGGACGUGGUUGCUGUAGGGGAAGCAAUGGUUCUAUAACAACGGUCUCCAUCUUGGAAAUGAUGUUUGAUAACAAUUACAAGAGUUCAUCAGCAUUUGAGUUAAUGGAACUUUUACCACUGAAAGUACUUAUUGAGGCAAAAUGGAAUUUGUACAAGAAUACGUACAUUUUUUGGAUGGUGGUUCACUUCUUUCUGAUGAUCGUUCUCAGCGUAUAUGCAGUUGAAAGGACUAGCCUGCAUUUCCCAAAGUUUCCAAGGGCAGCAAACUCUACUGCCACCAAAAACCUCGUCUCGGUUUGGAUAGUAAACGUGUCACAAUGGGUGGAGUUUAUAUUUGGAAUCAUUUAUUUUCUAAUCGGAGUUCUCCUGAUCUUUCCAAAGGUGAAAAGGCCUCAUCGUUCUCGUUACUGGCAACACAACAUCGGCUAUAUAACCAUGGUGCUAAUGUUCGCUGUUUGUCUUUUACUCGACUCCCUCCUGACGUUUGCUCUGGAGGUUCAUGAUGGUGUACCUCUUGUAUUUGCCCUGCUGACGGGUUGGUGGUUCAACGUGUUCUUUUUACGUGGUUGGCAGGUGUUCAGCUUUUUCACAGUCAUGAUACAGCGUGUCAUAUUCGGAGACUUAUUCCGGUUUUCCGUAUUCAUUGGGCUCGAGCUUGUAGCGUUCACAACAUGCAUGCAUACAGUCUACCAAGGCCAAGGUAUUCCGAACGUUGAAGGAAUUUACUCUUCAACGGAAGUGAGCACAUUGUUAGAGUUCGGAUCUACUAUGCUGUCAAUGUUUAAUUUAAUGUUAGGAUUAUCAAAUAUCGGCGGGUUACGCGACGCAAGAGUUCCUUGGUUGUCUAUCAUUCUCUUCAUCGCAUUUGUUCUGCUGACAUACGUCCUCCUGUUGAAUGCUCUCAUUGCUAUGAUGUCUGCGACAUGUGGCACGGUUCUAGAAAAUCGGUACGAACAAUGGAGGAUUCAACAACUAUCUGUCAUAUUGUUCAUAGAAGACCUUCUUUGUUUAUUCUGUAUGAAUAGGAUUUUACGAUGCCCAGCGAAAUCAACAAAGAUGGAAAUAUUCCACCCAUCAAAAAUGACAACGAAAACUCAUAUCCGUUAUUACCUGAAGAUGCAGUCUUUACAAGGAGACUUUGCCUCAGAAGAGGACACUGAAAUUAUUCAGAAGAAAACGCAGGCAGAAAUAGCAAACACCGUCAAUACAGAGCUUCUUCAGUCCAUCAAAAAGGAAAGCAAAUUCAUGGUGCCAAAGAAAGAGGAAAGGAAACCCCAUUCUUGUCUCAAGGGAGACAGAGACCGAUGACUAUUUACUGGCUCCUACAGUUGUCGCGGCCCCAACUGCUUCCAUCGUCCCAAUCUACCACGAGGUUGGCACAACAGAGGCAGUACCUACCGAACGCGACCUGCAAGCGGCACGACAGAUACACAACACCAAGCACGUGUCGAAAACGGCGGGACCAGGACGCGUGGUCUACCAUGAACAUACAGAAUAGAUUGUAUUGCUAUCGCGGUAUCGCUGACGAGUAGUGGUGGAACUGCUUGUGUUUUGUUUAUUUAUUGUUAUUAUUUAUAUUUACAUUAACCUUGAAAUCAUUUUUACUACGACCUUUGCCUAAAAUGAUCUCAGAGAAUACGAGUAUACACACUAGAAAUACUGAUCACGAUACCACUAACUGUAAUGUGAAUAGGCUGAUUUUUACGUUUUUUCAAUCCGUUUUUACAUAACGUUAAGAGAGUAUGUGAGACCUAUUGUCAAAUUACCUAGAUUUUGUGUAAGUUAUUUCUAUCGAUAUAGUUUUAUAGGCAAAACAUAAAAAUACUUUAACUGUAAAUUAACUGAUUGCCAAUGCCGUGUACAUUUUUUCCAUAGUGUUAAUAUUGCUCAACUUCAAUCAGAUUAAUUGAAAUGAUUAAACUGGGACGUAGUUUAAAGUUUGGUUGUUCAGAUAAACAACAGCGGUUUGAGGUCCUGUAAAAUUGACCUAAACUGACAUUCGACAAUUCGCCAAUAAAAGGCACCAGUCAGUAUGUCUCAAGGGGGGGAAUAUACGUAAGAAUUACCACGAAAUAGACAUUGUGUAGAGAGCAGAUUUUAAUUUCAUUUGUCAAUAUCGCAAGCAUUAAAAUGUCUGAAUGAUACUGAAUAGAAAAUUUAUUACCUUGUUGUACAUUUAAAGUUUGAUUUUCACUAUCGUGUCAAGCUAAUUAUAAAAUCAAUUUCUUUACAUUACGUGAUAUGAUAUCUGAAGUUAUUUAAUACGUAAUUGCU
Pecten maximus is the source of this 3378-nucleotide messenger RNA. RefSeq names its product transient receptor potential cation channel subfamily V member 5-like. Gene Ontology annotation, biological process: calcium ion import across plasma membrane. The transcript is spliced from 2 exons. Gene Ontology annotation, cellular component: membrane. The coding region runs from base 1 to 2412 and encodes 803 amino acids. NCBI's taxonomy places the organism in Eukaryota, Metazoa, Mollusca, Bivalvia, Pectinida, Pectinidae. The record is from RefSeq and is a predicted model, not a curated record. Gene Ontology annotation, molecular function: protein binding; calcium channel activity.